CUGACCAGCCCCGGAAACCAGCAGGCGUUGGGGAGGGGGGGUAAGCGGCAGCAGCAGCCCCAGCCCUUAGAGAGUCUGCAGGAAGGGAGGGUGGGAGCUAGGAGGACAACCCCCCACCAUUCCUACCGCUAUGGGCCCAGCCUCCCACUCCCACCUCCCCUCCAUCGGCCGGGGCUAGGACACCCCCAAAUCCUGUCGCCCCCGUGACACCGACACCCCGACCGAGGCAGAGACACAGCCACCCGCCACCACCGCUGCAGCAGCCUGGCUGGGGAGGGGGCCAGCCCCCCAGGCUCCCCACCCCACUGAGGUGACCAGAAUGGAGCUGUGGCCAGGGGCAUGGAUGGUGGUGCUGCUGCUCUUCCUGCUGCUGCUCUUCGUGCUGCCCACCCUGUGGUUCUGCAGCCCCAGUGCCAAGUACUUCUUCAAGAUGGCCUUCUAUAAUGGCUGGAUCCUCUUCCUGGCUGUGCUCGCCAUCCCUGUGUGUGCUGUGCGGGGACGCAAUGUAGAGAACAUGAAGAUCUUGCGUUUGAUGCUGCUCCACAUCAAAUACCUAUAUGGGAUCCGAGUGGAGGUGCGAGGGGCUCACCACUUCCCUCCCUCACAGCCCUAUGUCGUCGUCUCCAACCACCAGAGCUCCCUGGACCUGCUUGGUAUGAUGGAGGUACUGCCAGGCCGCUGUGUGCCCAUCGCCAAGCGUGAGCUACUAUGGGCUGGCUCUGCUGGGCUGGCCUGCUGGCUGGCUGGAGUCAUCUUCAUUGACCGGAAGCGUACUGGGGAUGCUAUCAGUGUCAUGUCUGAGGUCGCCCAGACCCUGCUCACCCAAGAUGUGCGUGUCUGGGUUUUUCCUGAGGGCACAAGAAACCACAAUGGCUCCAUGCUGCCCUUCAAACGUGGCGCCUUCCACCUUGCGGUACAGGCCCAGGUUCCCAUUGUCCCCAUAGUCAUGUCCUCCUAUCAAGAUUUCUACUGCAAAAAGGAGCGCCGCUUCACUUCCGGGCGAUGUCAGGUUCGGGUGCUGCCCCCAGUGCCCACAGAAGGGCUGACACCAGAUGACGUCCCAGCUCUGGCCGACACAGUCCGGCACUCCAUGCUCACCAUUUUCCGGGAAAUCUCCACUGAUGGCAGGGGUGGUGGUGACUAUCUGAAGAAGCCUGGAGGAGUGGGCGAUGCCCGGCUCUGAACUCCCCUCCCAUCUACCCCCACCUCCUCCACACACCUAUCAGCCCAGUAGGUCCUGAAGCGGGGCCCAGCCCUCUUCCUCAUUUCCCCUCUCCUCACUAGGUCUCCUCUUUGGAAUCUUCAACUUCUGAAGUGAAUGUCCCUGUCCCUUCCCAGCUCCCCCCAUGGACUCUCUUGCCUUGGUGCAGUCUCCACUCUGACCCCACCCACCUCCUGUGCCAUCGUGUUUAUGGGACAGUUGCCUCCCCCUCAUCUCCAGUGGCUCAACCUACACAAGGGUGGGAGCACUCCAUCCUGUCCCCAGUGGACCUUCUUCCUUUGUGGUCUUCUCUCCCUCUCCACCCCACAUUGGCCAGUGGACUCAUCCAUUCUGUGGAACAAUUCCCCACGCCCACCCCCAGGUCAAUGGAUUCAGUGGACUCAUCAGUUUGUGGGGAGGACUCAUGCUGUGGCUGGAAGCUGAUGCCUGGGACACUCCUCCCAGUCUCCUCCUGGGAACCUUCCUCAGCACGUUCACUCUCCCUCCCGUGGAACCUCCUAUCAGUGGAGGCUGGACUCUUCUCACUAGAGGUCGCAUCCCUGCCCAUGCCCAGGACUGAGCAUAUUUCUGGAUGCCAGUUUGGCCUUCACAUUUCUGCUUCCCCUGUUCCCAUGGUACAGUUCUUCUGUGACCCUUGCUCCACCCAUCCUCCUGCAGCACCAUUCUGACCAGGCGCGGGGAAGAGGCAGACAUUAGGUGCUGCACUCUCUGCUCCCUGGGUUCUUGGGAAAAAGAAACUGAACCCUGGCUGGAGGGGAUGGGAGGGCUUUUAAUUUAUUUCUCUUUCUUUUGACCGCCCCCCCCCCCAGCCAGUUUUCAUUUCCUCCCUGUGGCAUUAGUUACUCCCUGCCUCCUGUCCCAUACCUGUGCCCACAAUGGGGAGGUGGGCUGGGAGCAAAAGGAGAGGGUGGGACUCAGUUUUGUGUGGUUGGUUUUUAUUAAUUACUGGAUAACAGCAAGGAACUGAGAAUAAAGAUUGAGAGAGAGAUCUGGA
This is a messenger RNA of Pteropus alecto (black flying fox), 2216 nucleotides long. RefSeq names its product 1-acylglycerol-3-phosphate O-acyltransferase 1 (gene AGPAT1). The transcript has 7 exons. Gene Ontology annotation, cellular component: endoplasmic reticulum; membrane. Gene Ontology annotation, biological process: phosphatidic acid biosynthetic process. The record is from RefSeq and is a predicted model, not a curated record. Lineage: Eukaryota; Metazoa; Chordata; Mammalia; Chiroptera; Pteropodidae. Bases 320 to 1183 code for a protein of 287 amino acids. Gene Ontology annotation, molecular function: 1-acylglycerol-3-phosphate O-acyltransferase activity.